CAAGAGCCAGGACGCGCACACGCUGUCACACAGUUCCCGAGUCUAUCGGUUGGAAUAAUAACCAGAAUAAAUUUGCUGGAGGACGCGUUUAUUUCAGCUCCAUAGUGGAAAGACACACAAACACAGGAUCACACUCAUGCCAGACGAGGCAGGGCGAGGAGGAAGAACUCGGUAACUGGGGCAGAGAGUGGAGGACAGUGGAGUGUCAGUGAUCGGCAGGUGGAGCAUAGACGGGAAAGACUCAGGGACAUGUCCAACAGUGCAAGAGGUCAUGGGGGUCUUAACCAACUAGGUGGAAUGUUUGUUAAUGGCCGACCACUUCCGGAGGUGAUCCGGCAACGCAUCGUCGACAUGGCCCAUCAGGGGGUCAGACCAUGUGACAUCUCCCGACAGCUCCGAGUCAGCCACGGCUGCGUCAGCAAGAUCCUGGGACGCUACUACGAGACGGGCAGCAUCAAGCCCGGAGUGAUCGGUGGCUCCAAGCCCAAGGUGGCCACCCCGAAAGUUGUGGACAAGAUCGCAGAGUACAAGAGGCAGAACCCCACCAUGUUCGCGUGGGAAAUCAGAGACCGGCUGCUGGCAGAGGGAGUGUGCGACAGCGACACGGUGCCCAGCGUCAGCUCUAUUAACAGAAUAAUCCGAACAAAGGUUCAACAGCCGUUUAAUCUGCCUCUAGAUGGAAAAGGCCUGAGUCCGGGACAAACCUUAAUCCCCAGUUCGGCAGUCACCCCUCCUGAAUCUCCACAGUCGGACUCGUUAGGCUCCACCUACUCCAUCAGCGGGCUGUUGGGCAUCCCGCAUCCCAGCACCGAGGGCAAGAGGAGCCAUGAUGACAGUGAUCAGGACAGCUGUCGACACAGUGUGGACUCUCAGGGCAGCGGGGGCGUCCCGAGAAAGCAGAUGAGGGUGGACCAUUUCUCGGCGGCCUCGCAACACCUGGACUGCGGGUUUGAGCGUCACCACUACCCUCCGGACUCAUUCAGCUCAGCCUCCAGCAGCAAGACAGAGCAGACUUUGUACUCGCUGUCGCUCCUCAAUGGCAGCCUCGACGAGGCCAAGACCAGCCUCUCAACGUCCAGCUCCACUAUUGGACGGAAUCUGACGGCGCAUCAGAGCUACGCCAUGGUGACAGAGCCUCUACAGCCACUGCCGCUCUGUCUGAAACAGGAAAUGUCCCCAGAAGUGACCAGCACCAGUCCGUCACCACACAUGGCCGCCAGCUGCAGCCAUUUUCCCAAUGCAUUCAACUCAUUCUCCCAUCAUGCACCAGUGUACGGGCAGUUCAGCAGUCAACCUGUCAUCUCAGGACGUGACAUGGUGAGCUCCACGUUGCCAGGUUACCCACCUCACAUCCCUUCACCUGCACAGUCAGGAUAUUCCUCGUCUGCCAUCACAGGCAUGGUAGCAGCAGGUGCAGACUACACUGGUCAAUCCUACAGUCAUUCACCCUACACCUCCUACAGCGAAGCCUGGAGGUUCACCAACUCCAGCAUACUGGGUUCUCCCUAUUACUACAGCUCGGCCUCCCGCACUGCUCCACCUUCUGCAGCCGCCUACGACCACCUUUAGUCCAGACUCUGUGCUGAUGGACCCGACUCAACGGACCGGUCCGAGACUGCAGGACUAAACAGCUUGAACGGAGCAAGGCAUGGAAGUCACAAACUGGAUCGGGAAUUAUUUGAGACUCUGCUGACAAACCAUGCAGCAACACACAUUUUCCACAUCCCCUCUCCUCUUUAUUUCUGCAUUAUUUAUUUGUCAAAAGUGACACCGUUAAAUCUGACUCGUGCACGUUUACACACACACACACACUGCAAACACUGAAACCCUGAGACUUUCAACACACACACAGAGCUCUUUAAUGCUGUUUUUGGCCAAAGACUCUUUCAUUUUUCGCACAUCUGCAACUUGACCCCACUGAUCCAGUGAGUACAGAUAUGCAACUUCUUUGUUAUGCCGUCCACUUUUGUUUACAAAUGCUUUUUCUAAGAAAAGAAAGGAGGAGGAAAAAAAAGGGUGAAGCCUGUCUAAUCAUUUACACACCAGUUCCUUUUCUUAAUCUGUGUCUGCUUGCAAAUUUUUCCUGAUUAGCUUUUUUUACUGUAAAUCCAGAUUUCCCUGUGGUUAAAAGAAAUAAAUCACAAUUAAAAACAAAAUGCCCCCACGUAUGCCCCUCAGCCUCAAUUAAUGUAUCUGUUUAGCAAUAUGUACAUAUUGUAAAUGAUGAAUUACUUAUGGGGGAAGUGAUGCAAUGUGACUCAGAUGACUGAUGAGGGAAGGGGGGCAAUUUGGCUACUGAAACCAACAGGGCUUGAAAUGGGCCUGCAUUUGUUUUUUCGCUUCAAAUGAAUUCAGUUUGUGUGUCAUGCCGAUGUUCUGAUGUUUGGUAAGAACUGUGACCUAUUUUUUCUUAUACUGUUAUUAAUAUUAUUGCAAAAUGUAAAUAACGAAUUUCUAAAGAAUUAUUUUAAUUAAAGCAUGACAAAUUUA
This is a messenger RNA of Solea solea (common sole), 2490 nucleotides long. It is a transcript of the gene pax8, whose product is annotated as paired box 8. Lineage: Eukaryota; Metazoa; Chordata; Actinopteri; Pleuronectiformes; Soleidae. Gene Ontology annotation, molecular function: DNA-binding transcription factor activity, RNA polymerase II-specific; RNA polymerase II cis-regulatory region sequence-specific DNA binding. The transcript is spliced from 12 exons. Bases 250 to 1569 code for a protein of 439 amino acids. The record is from RefSeq and is a predicted model, not a curated record. Gene Ontology annotation, biological process: regulation of transcription by RNA polymerase II; anatomical structure development.